Molecule: messenger RNA, 2877 nt
Organism: Pangasianodon hypophthalmus (striped catfish)
Lineage: Eukaryota; Metazoa; Chordata; Actinopteri; Siluriformes; Pangasiidae
Product: piggyBac transposable element-derived protein 4-like
Exons: 1
Coding region: 2139-2681 (180 amino acids)
Source: RefSeq, a predicted model, not a curated record
UACUUGUAGUCCUCAACACUGUCUGUCACCUCUGUUUCCCGGAUGCUGAUUGGGUUCGGACGGUUCCUUUGCCUCCUGAUAUCCACCACCAACUCCUUGGUCUUUGUGAUGUUGAGUUGCAGGUGAUUUAGUUCGCAGCACUCCAAAAAACAAACUGUCCACCACAUUCCUGUACUCAGCCUCCUGUCCUCUGCAGAUACAACCAACAAUGGUAGAGUCAUCAGAAAACUUCUGCAGAUGGCAGGAUUGUGAGUAGUAUCUGAAGUCUGAUGUGUAGAGUGUGAACAAACAGAGAGACAGGACCGUCCCCUGAGGUGCCCCCGUGCUGCUCUCUAUUGUAUCUGACACAUGGCUCUGCAGCCGUACAUACUGUGGCCGACCUGUGAGGUAGUUGGUUAUCCAGGCCACUAGUGGAGCAUUCACCUGCAUGUCCAGCAGCUUAGUCCUGAGCAGGGCAGGUCGUAUGGUGUUAAAAGCGCUUGAGAAGUCAGAAAACGUGACUCUCACAUAAUUGCCUGCCUCAUCCAGGUGAGUAUAAGCCCUGUUCCACAACAAUUUGCCAAUUAUUGCAGUAAAGAACAUCAUGCCAUACAUUUUAUCAGUUUAUAAUUACAUUUAAUGUUGUAUAGAAAAUGAAUCAACACUUUAUGACUAAUCAGAGUCAGGACUUCUGCAGCGCUGUGGUAUUAAUAAAUGGCCAUUUAUUAUAGAUUAUAGUAUUUUGAACACAAUGUUCCUGUAACAAAUGUCAAGGACAUGCAAGGAGGAGGCGGGAAUUGAGUGAACUCAAACAUGAACUUAACGUGAACACACAAACAAGAACCGAACGUAAAACACAAACGUAAGGCAAACAUAAAACACGCGUGCAUCUCUCUCUCCCUCGGCGUCUCCAGCCGCUCCUUUAUCCCUCUCUCCCGCUGAUUAGCCAACUCAGUGCCAGGUGUGCAUCCUCACAGCCUGCUUGUCACACUCCUCCGCGGGCAGAUUCAGGCCUCUGGCCUGACGCACACACACAAAAACAACAUAUUGUGUUGUCUUAAGGGUCAAAAAUGACCUGUGACCAUUUUUAACAGCAGAAAAAAACCCUAAAUGAUGUUUAUUCAACUUGAAAUUUGAUGACUUUUCCUAAAAUGACCUCAACAUUAGAAAAAAUCAACCAUUUUCUAUUUUCAUAUUUUCAUGAAGGCUUUACACAGCUAGGGUACAAAGAUUGUCUCAGGGGUAAAUUUUGACCCGCCAGCUAUAAAGCCAUUUAUACACCCCCAAAACUACAGACACAUCACAGACACACACUGGCACAAACAUGCACACUCCAACACACACACAAUAAGAAACUAAGAUUGUGUGCUACUGAUUGAUCUCUCUCUCAUCUUCCCUCCAUGACCCCACGCAUGACUCAAGCUCAGACAAAAUAAAAAGAAUUUCAGACAAAAUAAACAUGUAUUGAAAGCAUUAUUUACUAAUAGGGAAUGCUUAUAUAUAGGUUUUGUAGAUUGCAGUACCGUAGUUGUCUUUUUGCCAAAGUCAUGAGUGCUCGUUUCAGUGCCCAGCAAGUUGCAGAUGUGAUUACUUCAGGUGUCUUGGAAGAAGAUAACACUGAUUUGAAAGAGGAGGAGGCAUCUGAAGAAGAAGAUGGGGAAGAGUACAACCCAGAGAAUGAUUCCUCAUCUUCAGAUGAAGCAGAAAUCCCCCAAGCUGACAAAGAAACUUUUUUGUCAAAGAACAGCAAAAUAUCAUGGUCUUCUUUACCAUAUGGCAAGCAGGGCAGGAUGGCAGCAGAAAAUGUCAUGAAGAUGACCCCAGGGCCAACAAGAUAUGCUGUUUCCCAUGCCCCGGACAUGGUCUCAACAUUUUUCAUGUUCAUUACACCAGCCAUCAAAAAAAUCAUUGUAGAAAUGACCAAUCUACAUGGUUUCCAGAAAUGGAGACAAGUGGAAAAUCGUGGAUGAGACUGACCUGCGUGCCUACAUAGGGCUGGAAGAUGGAAGUGUACACAGGGAAGCUGAUCAGUGGAGGCCCAGAGAAGAAUCAGGGGAUGCGGGUUGUACUUGAUGUGACUGAGGGGUCUCAAUGUCACGUGUGACAAUUUUUUCACAUCUUAUGAACUUGGCCAGCAGCUGCUGAAGAGAAAGAUCACCAUGGUUGGCACAGUCAGAAAGAACAAGCCUGAGCUGCCCCCUGCACUACUUGCAACAAGGGGGAGAGAUGCCUUCUCCUCUAAGUUUGCCUUCACCCCCACCACCACUCUAGUUUCUUACCUCCCAAAGAAGGACAAGAAUGUGGUCCUCCUGAGCACACUGCACAAAACAGCAGAGAUCAGUGAUCGUGAAGACAAGAAGCCAGCUAUCAUUCUGGACUACAACCACAACAAAGGAGGUGUGGAUAACUUGGACAAGGUGAUUGGAACUUACUGCUGCAGGAGGAUGACUGCGCGCUGGCCCUUGGUCAUCUUCUAUAACAUCAUUGAUGUGUCCUCAUACAAUGCCUUUGUGAUUUGGAGCCAGACCGACCCUGCCCGGAUAUCUGACAUGUGGAACAAGAGGAGGGUAUUCCUGGAGCACCUGGGAAAGUCACUUGUAACCACCCAAAUUCAAAGAAGAGAGCGUCUCCCUCACACAGCAGCCUCUGCAGCACUUGUGGAAGCUGUUCAGGGUGCUGAAUCUUCUUGUGUUCCAUGUUAGGCUGCAGCAGGGGCAGGCAAGAGGAGGAGAUGCCAAGUCUGUCCCCCCACAAAGGAGUGUAAAACAACCACUAUGUGCUCAACGUGUAAAAAAUAUAUCUGCAAAGUCCAUGCUCACACACUGUCCUACUGUCCCACAUGUGCUAAUUAGGUCAGCUGUUGCCAAAAGGUUGGUAGAUAGUGUAGUUGUAUUUAUA